AUGUGGUGGUGGCUGCUUGGCUUACUGAGCUGUGCAUUGCUGAUGGUGGUCAUCCUCCUUUUCUUGAUCACUGGGCAACGGUACAAGGUGUUCAGCGAGAAGUGUGUGAGACCACCAGGACCUUUAGUCACUGACAGCAGAGAGAGGGAUGACAGGCUGAAGAGAGGAUUUGGUCCAGACAGAGUACCUCCUGCUUUGGAUGCAGUUGUGAUUGGAAGUGGAGUGGGAGGUUUGACUGCAGCUGCCCUUUUGUCCAAAGCUGGGAAAAGAGUUGUAGUUCUGGAGCAACACGAUCAGGCUGGGGGCUGCACACACACCUUUGAGAAUAAGGGAUUUGAGUUUGAUGUGGGUAUCCAUUACCUGGGCCAGCUACAUGAAAACAGCCUAUUGAAGGUUGCCUUGGAUCAGAUCACAGAUGGGCAGCUACAGUUCACACGCCUGGAGCAGCACUUUGACACCCUGAUUCUUGGUCAGCAUGAUGAGCGAAGGGAGUAUCAGAUCCAUGCAGGGAAGACUGAGAUGGCAGCCAGCCUGAAGAAGCAGUUCCCAGGAGAAGAGGACUCCAUUGAUGAGUUCAUGAGAUUAAUGAAGCUAGCCUCAAGACGGACACCCCUCCUUGCCAUCUUAAAAAUGAUACCGUAUUGGCUGGUGAACUUUCUGGUCCAGACAGGCUUAUUACAUCGCAUAUCAUCAGUGUUCCGCCUGGCAGAAACCAACCAUUCAGAAAUAAUGUCCCACCUCACACAGAACAAGGACUUGAAGGCUCUGUCUGCCUACCUCUUCUAUGGUGUCCCACCUAAAGAAUCCAGCUUUCUCAUAAAUGCACUCCUUCUUCACCACUACAAGCGUGGUGCAUACUACCCUCGAGGGGGCGCCAGCGAAUUUGCAUUUCACAUCAUCCCUGUCAUUCAGCAGGCAGGGGGAGCUGUGCUUGUCAGGGCACCUGUACAGCGCAUCCUGCUUAACCAGCAUGGGAAGGUCCAAGGUGUGACAGUGCGUAAAGGACAAGAAGAGUUUGAGGUCUGCGCCCCUGUUGUCAUUUCCAAUGCUGGAAUCUUCAACACGUUCCAAAAAUUUCUGCCUCAACACAUACAGGACAAACCAGAGAUUCGGUCUCUGCUGGGUAUGGUGCGUCAUGGUAUGGGUUCUUUCCUGGUCUUUGUUGGUCUAGAUGGAACCAAAGAGGAACUAGGGAUUGUUUCCACCAACUUCUGGAUGUAUAAAGACAAUGACUUGGAUGUACUUAUGAAGCAGUACUCUUCCCUGAGCAGAGAGGAAGUAUUGGGCAACAUUCCCAUGAUGUUCAUCACCUUCCCAUCUGCUAAAGAUCCUACAUCCAACAUCAGGCAUCCAGGCAAGUCUUGUAUGACUUUGCUAACCAUGGCACGCUAUGAGUGGUUUGAAGAAUGGGAGGGGACAAAGCUCGGCAAAAGGGGAGAGGACUACAUGAGUCUGAAGAACAGCAUGGCCCAGGAGCUGCUGGACUGGGCACUUACAAUUUUCCCUCAACUGCGAGACAAGGUGGUGAUGAUUGACGCAGCCACUCCUCUAACUAAUGUCCAUUAUUUGGGUGCUCCUCGAGGAGAAAUGUAUGGUGCUGAACACAAUUUGGAGCGUUUCACCCCUGAAACAAUUGCUAGGACACGACCACAGACACCCGUUGAUGGACUUUACUUAACAGGUCAGGACGUAUUCUGUAACGGUAUGGCUGGAGCCCUGCAUGGUGGGCUGCUUUGUGCCUCUGCGGUUCUCAAUCAGAUCCUCUAUAUUGACCUCCUUGCCCUUAAAAUGCGCCUCAAACACAAACAGACCAAUUCUAAGUUGAUCUGGUAG
Cheilinus undulatus (humphead wrasse) is the source of this 1833-nucleotide messenger RNA. Its product is annotated as all-trans-retinol 13,14-reductase-like. The transcript is spliced from 12 exons. Bases 1 to 1833 code for a protein of 610 amino acids. The record is from RefSeq and is a predicted model, not a curated record. NCBI's taxonomy places the organism in Eukaryota, Metazoa, Chordata, Actinopteri, Labriformes, Labridae. Gene Ontology annotation, molecular function: oxidoreductase activity.